GCGCUUUUUUGAUGACGACAAAUGUGGCUUCUGUAAAAGCUAACAUGCUUCUGUGAGGACUGCAAAACCUGACAACAUGGCUUUAAAUCAGCUGAACCUGCUGCGACCACUGCUGUGUCAGACCCUGGUACGACAGGUCCGAUCUCCCCUCCUCGCCCCUUCAAGGUUUAGCAGACUACCUCUGAACCCCGGCACCCCCUGCUACCCACCUGCAGCGUGCUCCCGACUCUAUGCCACCAAGAAGUCCAAAGCCAAGGCAAAGGGCCAGUCGGCUAAGGUGAAUAUUAAUUCCGCUCUGGUGGAAGACAUCAUCAGUCUUGAUGAAGUGAGGCAGGACAUGACGGCUGUUCUCAGUGCGCUCAAAGAUGACUUCACACGCAACCUCAGCAUCAGGACCUCGGCAGGAGCUCUGGAUCACAUUGUGGUGACAACUCAAGAUGGGAAGUUCCCUCUCAACCAGCUGGGUCAGAUCUCUAUGAAAUCACCUCAGGUCAUUAUGGUCAACAUGAGCAGCUUCCCAGAGGCCACAGUGGCUGCCACCCGCGCCCUCAGAGAGAGUAGCAUGAACCUUAACCCUGAGGUAGACGGGACCAUCAUCAAGGUACCAGUUCCCAAAGUUACACGUGAACACAGAGAAAACCUCACCAAGCUGGCAAAGCAGUUGAGCAACAAGGCUAAAGACUCGCUGAGGAAAGUGAGAACAAACGCUGUCACACAGGCAAAAAGAGCGAAGGAAGGACACUCAGAGGACACAAUACGACUCGUAGAAAAACAGAUUCAGCAGAUGUCGGACAACAUUGCAGCUGACAUCGACAAACAGGUCGCAGCCAAGACCAAAGAGCUGUUAGGUUGAUUGUGAAGAUGAAAAGAAAUGCACAGGUUUCAUUUUCAAUACGGUGUCAUAAGAUAGACAUAAAGUGAUAUACUGUGAAAACAAUAGACGGUGACUCAAUCACUUUUGAGAGGUGUUUUUUUGAAUCAGGUUCAGUUUGAAAGCUUCCCACAAAGCAACAAGACUCUGUCCAGUUGUGAACAUUUUGGCUCUACUGGUUUCUGGUCACAUUACUGGUGAAGGUCUCCUUUUUCCUGCUGCUAGAUGUCUGUGUUUAACCAUCAGCACAUAAACAGAAAUGGGCUACGGAAACAACACUAACAACAACAAACUGACAGCCAGCUCUUCUCUUCAACUCAGCCCUACUCUUCCUGUCUUCAAACAAACAACCAAUGAGCAACAAAUGAACUUUUAAUGGGAUUUGCGGGCCUCCUCCUAAUCAAACCUCCUGCCACAAGGGCUGUCUGUUUACAUAAAACAAGCGCACCCGUCUGUGUGUAAACUGGCUGCGGGUUUGUCUCGGUGGCAGGAGCGCAGAAGAGAGCGUGUUCCAGAGUUGUAGGAUGUGAUUAGCGUGUUGCCAAACAUUUGUUUCACAUUGGUGCAAAAUCUGUUCAAAUAAUGCAUUUAAGAGGGGAAAAAAAAGACCUUUAACUUCUGAUGUCUGUGAGCAGCAUUAUUGAUGGACUCCAUUGAAGAAGAAAUGCUUUGUAUGCGUGUGUGCGUCAUCUUUCUCUCUUUUCUUUUCUUUUUCUCCACUUUGAGUUUGAAGUCAGACCCCCCCCCCCCCUUCUCCAUUACUUGGAGUGAUAAUGGACUUUUCCUGUGUAUGGACCUCUAGGCCCCUGCUUCAAUUGUCCAUCAGGAAAAGAGGCUUUUAAAUGUUGUACUCUUGGCCCUCUUUGUCUUUAAAUAGCUGCACUUUAAAGCCCCCCUCAGAAUUAGUAAAACAAGUUACUCAAAGUGCAUCAAUAUGAGAAGUGUUUCAAUAGGGAACCUAUCCAGCUACACACACACACACACUCACACACACAUGACUCUGCCUUCAUCUAUCUGUUGUUUACACCAGCGAGAGGCUUCCCGUACCAUUAUGUGGUCACUGUCUUCAUCUUUGUCAUGAGUUGUUUUUGCUUCCUCUGCUACUGGUCGCAGGCAGCCCACACUGCAGACGGGUUUAAUUUUGAAACUUUUUUGCCCACACACUUGGUCUUUUAGUCACCCGGUCAUUUGAUGAUUGCAGCACUUUUGCAACUUUGAAAACUUCUAAUUAUGUUUACGAAAAAAUGCUGUCCCGACUGCUUUAACAUUAAGAGAAUGAAUCGAGGAACAGUGACGCUGCAGAUCCAGAAGUGUUUUUGUUAUCUUUGGUGUUAGCUGGUAGUUCCACACUGCAGAUUGUGGCUUUAUUACAUUUGCCUUGGCCCUCUGUUUGCUGUAAUGGCCCAAACAGAGCGGAGCCAUUGGAUAAACAAGAGUUUAGCAGAGGAGUGGCUGGGUCAGGACAGAGGAGGGGCCGGGUGGAAAUGGCAGGUUUUUGUGGUGAUUCGAGGUCCAUAUGUCAGCAAUUUGAGGGCAUUGUGUACCUUGGCCUAAAACAGAGGCUUCAUGAUCGAUGGAGGGGUGAAAAUCUCCCCAGUCCCUGGCGCAGAACACAGGCGAGCACGAGGAAAUUGCUUUCAGCUGAUAGCUUCAUUUCGGUUGACAUUUAUCAAGUGAAUUACCCCUGUUCCUUUUGAAUGUUUACUACUACUACUAGCAACGCCUUGUGACAUAUGUGUGUGUGUCUGUGUGUGUGUGACUGCAUUUGUAUGCAAGUGCAACAGCUCUCUCUUUGUGUAAGUUCUGUUGUGUCUUUUGGCUGUUCCUCACAUAAAUAUACAACUAUGCAUUGGUUCAGUAAGCGUUUGAGAUGAUAGUCUUUUAUUCAUUCCCUAUCCUUUCACAGAAGGAUAACCGGUGUGGAACAUACAGUCGUAACCUCAAGUUGUAUUUUUACUCAAAAGCAUCAUUGCCUCAUACUCACAUGACACAGAUGAUAAAGACGAGUUGAAUGAAGACUUUUCACAACUUAAAUUUCACUCUUUGUAAUAAGCUGGUCAACGUCACAUUCACAGGAUAUCAGUCCAGUCUGAAAUUGCACUGUAACAGUAGCUCAUGUAACAUGAAGAUCACUGACUCAGUGAAGCCAGAACAGCAGUAAAAUCAAAGUUUUCCACACCUAGGUUGUGUCUGAAAGUAUUCCAUAAUGCCCCCCCCCCCUCCUCUUCUCUAUUAAGGAAGUUCUAUAUAGAGGAUUAUAUUGCUCAUGAGCUCUUUGGCAUAAUGGAAGAUAUUUGAAGAAACUAUCAGGGUAAUUAAUGUUUCUGUACAGUUGAUUACUACAUUACCUUUUUCCAGUACAAAGCAUUAUGGUAUUAAGUGCUGGCCAAGUCACCAUCCUUUGUGCACUGCUUUCCAUGUACACUGUCCACGAUGAAGGGUAUUGCAUUUCAAACUUAACAUACCAACAGCACAAUAAAAUGUCCAACACA
Molecule: messenger RNA, 3363 nt
Organism: Labrus bergylta (ballan wrasse)
Lineage: Eukaryota; Metazoa; Chordata; Actinopteri; Labriformes; Labridae
Gene: mrrf
Product: mitochondrial ribosome recycling factor
Biological process (GO): translation
Cellular component (GO): mitochondrion
Molecular function (GO): ribosomal large subunit binding
Source: RefSeq, a predicted model, not a curated record